CACGCACUCGGCCACCUACGACGACAACAACAACAUACAACAGCCAUAAAUAGUGUUGAGUGUUGAUCGAUUCUGCGAUUAUAAAUAAUAAAUAAUAAUAUUAUGUUUUGGCGGACCCCACUAAUGACGAUCAUGGGAGAACUCGUCUCGCACAGUUUUCCUCAAGUGUUACCGUGUGAUCAUAUUGUACUAUAUUAGGUGUCGCGACGAAAAUGGUACGACAAAACUCGAGGCUAUUGGUGGUCUGCGGUCCGUCUGGCUCCGGUAAGUCGACGCUGCUACGCAAGCUGUUCGACGAGUACCCCGACAGGUUUGGCUUCUCGGUAUCGCACACCACCCGAUCUCCUAGGCGUUUCGAGGUAGAUGGCCAACACUAUCAUUUCACCACCAAAGACGAAAUGCAAGCAUCUAUCGAUCGUGGAGAUUUCCUCGAGCAUGCCAUCUUCUCCAAUAACAUGUAUGGCACCAGCCUUAAAGCGGUACAAAAUGUUCAAAAGUCUGGAAAGAUAUGUGUUCUCGAUAUUGACAUGCAAGGAGUCAUUCAAAUCAAAAAGAUUACUUCUCUUAAACCAGUCAGUGUAUUUGUCAAACCUCCCAGUAUUGGUGAACUUGAAAUACGAUUGCGCAGACGAAAUUCAGAGUCUGAGGAUAAUUUACGAGCUAGAUUGAAUGUCGCACAACAGGAAAUUAACUACGGAGAAACGCCUGGCAACUUUGAUUGUAUUAUAAUAAAUGAGUCUUUAGAUAAAGCAUACAAUGCUUUCAAAGAAUUUGUUUUAAAAUCUUUCGAAAACAUAGAAAAUUAAGUAUACAGUUAAAUAGUACCUAAAGUAUUCAGUAUUCAAAACUCAGUCAGUAGAUUUUAGUUAUUUUAUUUGUAUAAUGUUUUUGUUAACUUUAUAGAAUAUUGUUAAAAAACAUUCUAGAAUAAUGUUAAACCUCCUUAUGUUAAAAUUAAUUUUUAAAUAUUAAUGGUUUUUCAAUUGAUAUUGAGUAGAGUAAAAUAAUUUAAUUUAGUUAAUAACUAGAAAACACAAAUACGAAUUCAAUAUACCUUUAUACAUAUAAUACAUACAUACUUUCAUAGUGUAUUAACUAUCAUGAAAAUUUAAAAAAAUAUUUAUUUAGAACUUCCAUAUUUUUACUAUUGAUCUAUACUAUCUUUUAUUUUGAAAUUUUAAUUGAUUUUAUCGAUGUUUAUAAUUUUAGUGAUACAAAUAGACUAAUGUGAUUAUUGGUUGCCUUUAUUAUUUUCUAAGAAAAAGACAUCAUAAUACUUCUAAUGCUCUAUGUAUAUAUAUUUUUAUUUAAUUUUGUAUUUAAAAGAAAUUUGACUGAUAUAAUUCAGAGGAACUAAAUUAAUAGUAAAGACCUUAUAAAGUCUAGAAUCCAUAUUCAUUCAUAAACAACUUAUGGUCUCAAUUUUGUACAAUCUAUAAUUAUUAAUUACUAUCCCUAGUAUCAUAUCCACAUUUAAUUAAAAUGUCAAAACUUCUUUUUAUUUAUUCCAAUUUUAAGUUCUUUUAAUUUUCUAACACAAUUAAUCUGUUUACUUCUUCACUUACAUAUCAUGAUUUACACACUACACAACAUACAUUUACUACCCAACUAUUUUAUGUUGUGCCAAAUAAAGUUUUUUUUUAUUAAUUAAAUCAAAAUUAUAAUACUUUUAUUGAAAUACAAUAAAAAAAGUUGCAAUGAUUAAAUGUUUUUAGUUCAACUCAAAUUUAAGUUGAUUAUUUUAUCAUAAGAUAAUAUAUUUCAAACAAUACAAGAUUAAAUUAAACAUAAAAAUAUGAUUUCUUGUUCAAAAUAGAAAGACUAAAAGAAUCUAAAUGUAAUACUUCUUGUUGGUUAUAUCUGAUAUAAGAAUGAGACUGGUAUGAUAUAAUAUUUUUGUAUACAAUGUGUGUUAAUAAUAUGAUAUUUUAACUGAUGUGAAGAAUACCUUUUUGAGAUCCAAUUAACUAAUAAAAUGAUAAUUGCAUUUGUCUUUAUGGUUUCUUAUUAUAUGGUUUCCAAAAGUAAAAGGUUUGUCUAAAAUUUAUGUUCUUAUAGAUAUACAUACUGUUGGCUUCGUUUUUGUAUGGUUACUUUAUUGAAUAUAUAUAUAUAUAUACAUGUUAAUGAAUAAAAUAGAUAUGUAGUUGUUUACUACAAUAUAGUAUUAAGAUUUUAAAUUGUAAAAAAAAAACUAGAUGAUAAAUAUUUUAUUAAAAAGAUAAUAUUGCUUACCAAAAUGUACAUUAUUUUUUAUUUUUUUUUUUUUUAGUAUACACUUUUCUUUAAUUAAUGUGAAGUUAAAGAUAUUGUAUCAUUUUUUAAAUAAUAUUAUACAGUAUGAAACUAAAUUUUCAAGAAAAUAAUGUCUUCUAGUUAUUUUUAAUUGAACUAUUUUAACUCGCAUCAUUAUUUUUAAGUUAAAACAAAAGCGCUAAUGUAAAUGUUAUAUUUAGUUUAUAACCCAACAAUCAUGUAUACCACAACAAUACCUGUGUCUAAUAUUAAAUAUAGUGCGUCAUGGUGAUGUUUAAACCAUGCUAUUAACUAUUUAAGUAGACUAGUAUUAAUUACGAUUGUCAAUAUACCUAUAUUUAAUUUAUUUUUUUACCUCAAUUAUACGCAGAUUAAGUUAAUCUAAAAUAUA
Messenger RNA from Rhopalosiphum maidis (corn leaf aphid), 2647 nucleotides. RefSeq names its product guanylate kinase. The coding region runs from base 213 to 806 and encodes 197 amino acids. Lineage: Eukaryota; Metazoa; Arthropoda; Insecta; Hemiptera; Aphididae. The transcript has 4 exons. Gene Ontology annotation, biological process: purine nucleotide metabolic process. Gene Ontology annotation, cellular component: cytosol. Gene Ontology annotation, molecular function: GMP kinase activity. The record is from RefSeq and is a predicted model, not a curated record.